Eubalaena glacialis (North Atlantic right whale) is the source of this 558-nucleotide messenger RNA. RefSeq names its product HR upstream open reading frame (gene HRURF). The transcript is spliced from 2 exons. The coding region runs from base 448 to 552 and encodes 34 amino acids. The record is from RefSeq and is a predicted model, not a curated record. NCBI's taxonomy places the organism in Eukaryota, Metazoa, Chordata, Mammalia, Artiodactyla, Balaenidae.
GUGGCAGCUUGGCCUGACUCUCCGGGGCUCCUUUCCCCGCCCCCGCCUGCUGCCUUCCCCUGGGCAGGGGGCUGCUCCGCCCGAAGGGCACUUGUGCUUGCCCAGGGUGCUGGAGGAGGAAACCGGCGGAGCAGCUUCCCCACUCUCAGUUGCGCGUCUGGCGAUGGCGAUCAGAGGUCCUGCUGCGCUCUCCGCUGGGCACUCCCUCCAUUAGCCGCGCCGCGCCGUGCUGCGCCGUAGCUGGUGCCUCUCUCCCGGGUCACGGGAUUGGCCCCCCUUCCAGGCACGACCCCCUCCCCCGGCCCCUCGGCCUUUCCCCCCACUCCGCCAUCUCCGACCCGGGGCGCGCGUUCCCCCCGGCCCGGCUCCCUCUCUCCCUCCGGGGGCACCCGCUCCCUAGCCCCGGCCCGGCCCUCCCCGCAGCGCAGCACGGAGUCUCGGCGUCCCAUGGCGCAACCCACGGCCUCGGCCCAGAAGCUGGUGCGGCCGAUCCGCGCCGUGUGCCGCAUCCUGCAGAUCCCGGAGCCCGACCCCUCCAACCUGCGGCCCUAGAGCGCC